GUUCGCUUUUCUAAAUCAUAGCCUUGAGUGUUUUGGUAGAUAAGGCUCGUCUUGACAACUGUUAUUGCGGCGAUAUUUUAUUUAAGUUUACGGUUGCCCUUUGGAAACUAUUCCCAAUUCCAUGGUCGGUCCGGAGUCCGCUCUCACUUGUUACCGCUGAAACUAGGAUUCUUGGCCAGCAAAUACGCGCGGGUCGCAAACGACAGAGCCACUUCUAGCAACCAACCCAAUUGCCAUUGAACUAUCAGCUGAAUUUAUACGAUCGUUGGAAGUAGCUGCCUUGAUACCUAAGUAAUCGCCAGGGGUGACCUUGACCGUUCGGUUUCCUUAGGUGACCUAUCGUAUUUAGUGUCUCACUUCUGCGUUUGCACCUAUAACUCCUAAUAUCCCACAACCUUCCAGACAACCGAUCUCUUUUUACCAAAAACAAAGCGCAACAUCAACAACCAUCGGGCACAAUUGCAUAACGGUAAAAUGGCGACGUGCGGAACAUGCUGGCGCCAGUUUAGAAACACAUAUGCUCGACAACAGCACAUGGACGCGCUAGAUCAUGACGUCCCGGAGCAUGAAUGUGACAGGUGCACACUAUACUUUAUGUCGCGUAGCGCAGUGGUCAACCAUAUGAAUGCCAAGAAUCAUUGGUACUAUGACUGCGAUUUCUGCGACGAAACAUGGCCAGAUACCGAAGCUUUGGAAGAACACGAGAUCGAGGAACACCUCUACUGCGCUGAUUGUGACCGUAGUUUCACAUCGCGUAACAAUAUUAGGAUGCAUCGCAACUCGCGCAUCCACCGCGGCGCAAACAUGGAAUGCCCCUUCUGCAGACAAUGCUACACAUCCGCAACCGGCCUCUCGCAUCAUCUCGAGAACGGUGCAUGCCCGCGCGCUCCGUCUUUGAACCGAGAGGUUGUGUACGAAAUCGUUCGCUCCAAAGAUCCCGGCGGUCUUAUUUCUAAGAACCUGGUCGGUUGGAGGGGUAACGCUCCCUACUAUGAGGCCACGGCGCAGGCUUGGAAUGGAUAUGCUUAUGAGUGUUACUUGUGCCAUCGCCAAUUUGGUAGACUUGAGUCUUUGAAUCAGCAUUUGAGUUCUCCUGCUCAUAAACAGAACCUGUACCAUUGUCCCCGACGCAUUAGCUGUGGUCGUGAGUUCACUACGCUCGCGGGUCUCAUGAAUCAUCUUGAGAGCGAGAGCUGCGGGUACACCAAGUUUGAGAAUGUGCAGCAGAGUGUUAGGGGGAUUGUUAGUUCGGAUCGCCUUAUUGGGUUCCGUUGAUACCUAUACAUGUCUGCCAGCCAGGUAAUCGGCUUCCAGGGUCGCUGAAGGAUAAUUGUUGUCAACGGCAAUUGAUGGGGCGCUAGCUUUUGACCUCGCGAUUGAGGUCGAGAUUUAAUGUUGUGGGUAGGUAGAUUGGUAAUGAAGGAGACUUCGGUAGGAGAUUUAGGUAUCAGGUUCAUAACCUUUCCUCGCUACCUAGGUACGCAAUAAAGAAAUUGUUAGGGGCGCCCAAUCAAUCCGUUCUGAGUCAGAUCACUCUGCCAUCUCCCUCGCCCGUGAGAAACCAUCGAAGGCCUGAUAGAUCUGGACGUGAAUACAAGGUAUGAACGUAGCUAGGUAAUUGAACCGGCAAUGCGUAUCUAAAGUGCGGCUCUACUUUCUGGCAGGUGGAGAAAGCUAGGGCGUUCGCGUGGAGUAUCCGGUUCUAGAUGCGUGUCAAAUUGAGGGUCCGAUUUAAAAACUCAAGGCUAGCUUUGACAUUUCCUUCUUUUCAUUCUACUAAGUAUCAUGGCAGAUUCUGCUAGAUAAUAAUUGCGACCUUGACUUAGUCAAGUGAGGCAAUGGGGCCGAUCUAAGUACUACCUAGUACCUAUCAUGUGUCCGUCCCGCCGGAGCCCACUGUAGCGUGCAUAUGCACGCUCGCCUCGUCGUAGUGAGGAG
Messenger RNA from Hypoxylon trugodes, 1938 nucleotides. RefSeq lists its product as uncharacterized. Lineage: Eukaryota; Fungi; Ascomycota; Sordariomycetes; Xylariales; Hypoxylaceae. The transcript is spliced from 4 exons. The record is from RefSeq and is a predicted model, not a curated record. Bases 475 to 1275 code for a protein of 266 amino acids.